Messenger RNA from Cuscuta campestris, 1320 nucleotides. NCBI's taxonomy places the organism in Eukaryota, Viridiplantae, Streptophyta, Magnoliopsida, Solanales, Convolvulaceae. The record is from the annotation of a GenBank genome assembly.
AUGUCGCCUAUGGAACAUCGCGGUUCUGGUCAAGAUUUUCAAAAAAAAUAUCCGUUGCACCUUCAUUUAUUGCUCCAACAGUCAUAUUUUUUGAAAUUUUGGACGUUGGAGGCCUCCUUUUCUAUAAAUUGGAGCCUCCACUCCUCAUUUUUACACACACAAACACAAAUUCUUUCCAUACUCUUGCAUAUCUCACUCCACUUACAAUUUUGUUUCCUUCUUCAUCAUGGGCAAGGACAAGAGCAGGGCCGCUACCUCCGGGAAAUCAAAGUCCAAAUCCCGGGCGCCUACGUCAUCCUGCGAGGAGUGCCUCUACUAUGGCGACGGGUCAUACCUUUGGUUUGACUCCGAGGAGGAGCGCACCCGUUUCCUCACCUUCUUCUCUAAAUGGGUUGUGGCUCCCCCACGCAUCAUCCCGGAGCGUUACCCGGAGUUGGAGGGCUACGACGACCUCGACGCGCAGCUUCAUCAAGCAGGCCUUUGGCCGUUCGUCUCCCGGGCACGCAAGGAGAUCAACCCGGCGCUGAUCCGGGCCUUCUACUCCAACCUCCGGCGUGAGGACGACGUGCUCUACUCGCUCGUCAAGAGCACGCCGAUCGAGCUCACCGUGGAGCAGCUUGGGCGCAUCGCCGGCCUCCCCUUCCAAGGCGACGAUGUGUCUCACUAUGGUGGAGAGGAUUGGGUGCUCAACAACGAGGGCCUUAUCCUCAACGAGCUUGGCAUCACCGAGCUCAAACGCCAUGCCUCGGGCCGCCCAACCAUCCACUCCGCCAACCCCGAAGGCCGCCUCGGGGAGCUUGAUGGACGAACUGGAGCAAUCGCGGCCGCUGCCACCCGCGGCUCGCCGGAAGAGUGGGAGCUCGUCGGAGGGCCGCCGCCGCUGUCUGUGGCCCACCGGAGGAAGUGGGAGCUUGCUUCUUCCGGGCCAAGAGGGCUCGCAGGUCUGGGAGGAUACUCACCGACCCUAGUGGAGGGUACUGCCGGCGUCCCCCUACCGCGUGCUCGCUGCUCGCCGGAAAGAUCCCCGCGGUCCGCGGCUCGGCGACGGAGGGAGGAGUUUCCGGAGCUAGAGGAGUCGCUUGUCUACUGGACCGCCAUGCUGGCCGCAGUCGCCAAGGGCUCGUCGAAGCUUGUCGCUGGUUAUGACUCUGCUGGAUCUCCCAGCGGUCACGGAUCUAAGCUCGCCGGAGAGAGGCUCGCCAAUGGCUCGCCGGAGAGGACCGGGAGUGGCUCGCCGGAGGAAGGAGGUAUUCACCAGAGGCCAGCCGCUGUCCGUGGCUCGCCGUAGGAGGAGCUCACUGCCCAGAUUUGGUGAUGCGA